AUGCUGCUCUCGCUCUACAAGCUUCACAGCUUUACCUUCGCUCUUAAUCUCUUGUCCUCCUCGGCAUCUCUCUCGCUUCCUCGAUCACUACUAUCAAUCACCCGGUUCAUUGCAUCAGUCAAGAUGAAGCUCCUCGCUACCAUCACCUUCUUCAGCGCUUUGGCUGCAGCUGCGCCAGUCCUCGACGCACGCGCUACUACCACCGCGAAGACCUCCAGUGCUCUCAAGACCAGCAGCGCAGCAGCCGUCAAGUCCAGCAGCGCAGCUGCAGUCGUCACUGCGAAGUCUAGCAGUGCAGCAGUCGUUUCGAAGGCUAGCAGCUCCGCGGUAGUUUCCAAGGCCAGCAGCUCUGCCAUCGUCUCUAAGGUCAGCAGCGCUGCCAGCUCAGUCAUCACUUCGAAGGCCAGCAGCGCAGCCGCCACAACUACGGGUACCGCACCUCUGCUUGGUGUCAAUGUCGGUGGAUCGUCCUCACCUCUUUUGGGAGUCAAGGUCUCGUCUUCGACCUUGUUGGCCGUCGACGUUAGCUUGGGAGCUUCAUCUGUCAAGGCCUCAUCGGUAGCUACCAUCACUGCGGCGCCCACUUCCGCUCCAGCUACAGCUUCCACUGCUCUGCCGUCCACCUUCUCCGCUCCAGUCCAGGGACAAGGCAAGCUCACGCUCGACAACCUCCCCGCGAUGCCGGGCGUGAUCGACAAAGCCUUCUCUGGCGUUCUUGGUGCUGCCUAUGGCCUCAGUAAGUGCUCCAUUCUACCCACAAGCCAUUCAAUCGACUAA
This is a messenger RNA of Alternaria incomplexa, 777 nucleotides long. RefSeq lists its product as uncharacterized. The transcript has 2 exons. NCBI's taxonomy places the organism in Eukaryota, Fungi, Ascomycota, Dothideomycetes, Pleosporales, Pleosporaceae. The coding region runs from base 1 to 777 and encodes 258 amino acids. The record is from RefSeq and is a predicted model, not a curated record.